Messenger RNA from Knipowitschia caucasica, 1572 nucleotides. Lineage: Eukaryota; Metazoa; Chordata; Actinopteri; Gobiiformes; Gobiidae. The record is from the annotation of a GenBank genome assembly.
AUGGUAGUGGCAGUGCCCCUUCUGAACGUGACUGAAGCUGUAGAUCCAGGACUGAAGCUGCGAGGUGCGGGACUGAAGCUGCGAGGUGCGGGACUGAAGCUGCGAGGUGUGGGACUGAAGCUGCGAGGUGCGGGACUGAAGCUGCGAGGUGCGGGACUGAAGCUGCGAGGUGUGGGACUGAAGCUGGGAGGUGCGGGACUGAAGCUGCGAGGUGUGGGACUGAAGCUGCGAGGUGCGGGACUGAAGCUGCGAGGUGUGGGACUGAAGCUGCGAGGUGCGGGACUGAAGCUGGGAGGUGUGGGACUGAAGCUGGGAGGUGUGGGACUGAAGCUGCAAGGUGCGGGACUGAAGCUGCGAGGUGUGGGACUGAAGCUGCGAGGUGCGGGACUGAAGCUGGGAGGUGUGGGACUGAAGCUGCGAGGUGCGGGACUGAAGCUGGGAGGUGCGGGACUGAAGCUGGGAGGUGUGGGACUGAAGCUGCAAGGUGUGGGACUGAAGCUGCGAGGUGUGGGACUGAAGCUGCGAGGUGUGGGACUGAAGCUGCAAGGUGCGGGACUGAAGCUGCGAGGUGUGGGACUGAAGCUGCGAGGUGCGGGACUGAAGCUGGGAGGUGUGGGACUGAAGCUGCAAGGUGUGGGACUGAAGCUGCGAGGUGCGGGACUGAAGCUGGGAGGUGUGGGACUGAAGCUGCGAGGUGCGGGACUGAAGCUGGGAGGUGUGGGACUGAAGCUGCGAGGUGCGGGACUGAAGCUGGGAGGUGUGGGACUGAAGCUGCGAGGUGCGGGACUGAAGCUGGGAGGUGCGGGACUGAAGCUGCGAGGUGUGGGACUGAAGCUGCGAGGUGCGGGACUGAAGCUGGGAGGUGCGGGACUGAAGCUGGGAGGUGUGGGACUGAAGCUGCGAGGUGUGGGACUGAAGCUGCGAGGUGUGGGACUGAAGCUGCGAGGUGCGGGACUGAAGCUGCGAGGUGUGGGACUGAAGCUGCGAGGUGUGGGACUGAAGCUGCGAGGUGCGGGACUGAAGCUGGGAGGUGUGGGACUGAAGCUGCGAGGUGUGGGACUGAAGCUGCAAGGUGUGGGACUGAAGCUGCGAGGUGUGGGACUGAAGCUGCAAGGUGUGGGACUGAAGCUGCGAGGUGCGGGACUGAAGCUGGGAGGUGUGGGACUGAAGCUGCAAGGUGCGGGACUGAAGCUGCGAGGUGUGGGACUGAAGCUGCAAGGUGCGGGACUGAAGCUGCGAGGUGUGGGACUGAAGCUGCGAGGUGCGGGACUGAAGCUGGGAGGUGCGGGACUGAAGCUGGGAGGUGUGGGACUGAAGCUGCGAGGUGUGGGACUGAAGCUGCAAGGUGUGGGACUGAAGCUGCGAGGUGCGGGACUGAAGCUGGGAGGUGUGGGACUGAAGCUGCGAGGUGCGGGACUGAAGCUGGGAGGUGUGGGACUGAAGCUGCAAGGUGUGGGACUGAAGCUGCGAGUUGCGUCUGGAGCCCAAGAGGAGCGGGAGGAGAAGCGUUCAAAUGUUUACGCCAAAGGAAACCUCCUGCUUCCUGUAACAAGCGCAGAACAUGAUAUAUGA